Messenger RNA from Letharia lupina, 1362 nucleotides. RefSeq lists its product as uncharacterized. The coding region runs from base 1 to 1362 and encodes 453 amino acids. Lineage: Eukaryota; Fungi; Ascomycota; Lecanoromycetes; Lecanorales; Parmeliaceae. The transcript has a single exon. The record is from RefSeq and is a predicted model, not a curated record.
AUGUCCAGCCAGGGACAACCCUCCUCCUCGCUUCCGUCCUCACGCGCCACCACGACCGAGAGAUCGGACUCCGAAAUCCCAAAAGACUGGCGAUGCAGCUGCGGCACCGGCGACGGGUCCGGAAGCUACAUCCAAUGCGACAACGAGGACUGCCGCGUGGGAUGGUAUCACUGGGAAUGCGUCCGGGUGACGGAGGAGCCCGCCGGGACGUGGCUGUGCCCGAGCUGCAGUCCCAACGCGGCGUUCUACAUCAAGCAGUUGGUGAAAGGGCGAGCAGCGUCGCCGCUCCUUCCCACAUCCGGGAAAGCGGUCACUCCAACCUCGUCCAAGGCGAAGGAGCCGGUCCCCGAGGUCAAGGAGAAGGGAACGGUGAAGAAAGGUAUCGCCGUCAAGGACCCGGUUGCCGAAGAGGCGAAGGGUCAGGAGGCAGAGACCACGAACGGGAAGAUAUCAAAGAAAGGCAUCGCAACGAAGAAGGCAGCGUCCGAAAGAGCCAAGCCGAGAUGGAUUGGCUGGGUGGAGAUGUCUUCGGAUGGCGAGGAAGACUACAAGAAGAAGGUGAACGCCAAAUUCCUGAUGGAGGAUGGCGUCAAGGGGAAGCGCACGAGGGGCUCGAAAGCCUCACCCGAAGAGGACGAGACCGGGCCGCGGAGGUUUAGGACCCGUUCGAGGCCAGGGAGAAAGGCCAAGAACGUGGUAGAGACGGACUCAGAUGAGGAGGAAGGAAGUGAGAGAAUGGACUCUGUCUACCAGAAGCACGAGGAGGAGGAGGAGGAGGAGGAGGAGGAAGACCAGGAGGAGACUUCGGGUUCCGAGGACGGGUCCAUGCACGAAGAAGCACCCGUCAACAAGGAUGCACCGGUCAAGAACGAUGCAUCUGUCUUCCAAGAGGACGACGAAGAGGACACCAUGGAAAUCGACCAGGAGUCCGAGAAGGAAGACCAGGGCAGCGCGGACGAGCCAUCCGACACGGACGGGGAGGACUCCGACGUUUCCCCCCCAGCCCGUCGUGAACGAGAGUCCGGGGCACCCGGUCCAGUCCGCAAGGGCGGUGGGAACGGGGCCGACGGCCCAAGCCAAAGGACCGCGACAUGCGCUCCGGCUGCCAGGUCGGACACCCCGUCGCGGUUCCCGACUUCAGACCGCACCGGAGGAAUGGUAGCGGCGUCCCCUACGGGCGACGACGCUAUGGACCUCGACGAGGGAGGCGAGGGCCACGGGAGCCAUGGUGGGCGAAUGGCUGUGACCGUCAGCCCGGCCGUGGAGAGCAACGACUACGCUGCUCGCUAUCAACGCCAGGGCAACUGCUGGGGAGAAUUCCCCGAGUCCGCGAUCCGGAGCACGCUUCCGCGCCUUGCUUAA